UACUGACGUGCCACUGAUUACUCAACAGCUACAGAACAUAAUAACUAUCCGACAAAAGAAAUAGACACCAUUUAUUUUAAUAUUUUAAAUAAUCAAACAGACAAUAUUUUUUUAUUAAAAUUUGUUUUAAUAUUGUGUUAAUAGUGCGGAUGUUUAUUUCUCUAAUAUCAUAUUUCUCUAUAUUUAAUGAGUGACAACGAGUAAAAGUGGUAACACUAACAAUUUCAGACUUUGUAUGGUAACUGUUACAGAAAUGUCCACCAAUGCACCCCUUCCCUUAAACGUGUCACUGGAUUUCGAACCCCUCCACACUCGUUCCAGCAUCAGUUGUAUAUAAGUAGCUAGCCGACUUUUACGACCACGCACACACAUCACGGCCGAAUCUCGAACUGUUGCAUUGGCGUAAUAACGAGAAACCGAUCACGGUAUACCUGUUCGCUGUUCACGACCAGGUCGUAAAACGGUAAUUAUGACUGUCGCUGUCCAUUGGUUUAGAAACGGCUUAAGGUUGCACGACAACCCAGCCUUGAUUGAAGCUCAUAACAAUGCUGAAAAGCUUAUUACACUGUACAUUUUUGACGAAACAACGUUCAAUGCAAAAUGGUAUGGCUACAAUCCGAUGCGAUUUCUUCUGGAAAGUUUAAAGGACCUGAAUAAGAAUUUAACUUUAGUUGGAGGAUGUUUGUACAUACUUCAAGGAAACCCUGUUAAUAUAUUUAAAAUUAUCAAAGAAAAGAUAGGCCUAAAUUUUAUUACUUUUGAACAGGAUUGUGACCAUAUUGGUAGAAAACGUGAUGAAAAGGUGAAGACAUUUUGCAAUGAAAAUGAUGUAAAAUACAUUGAGAAAGUUUCCCAUACACUGUGGAAUCCAAAAACAAUAAUUGAAAAAAAUGGUGGAGUACCUCCAUUUACUUUUAAACAGUUCCAAAAUACAGCAAACCAAAUUGGUCAUCCUCCAAUACCAGUAGGUAAUGUAGACUGGCUGAGUGUAAUAUUUGAGGAACUUCCAGCUUCUGUUCUAGACGAAAUUAAGGUUCUGCACAAUCCGACCCCGGAAACCUUUGGAAUUUAUCCAGAAGUUCCAGAAAAUCUUACAUCUCCAUAUCGUUGGUACGGCGGUGAGACCAGAGCUUUAGAACAGUUAAAGGAACGACUUGAAUAUGAAAGAGAAGCAUUCGUGAAUGGAUUUUACUUGCCUAACCAAGUAAAUCCUGACCUUUUGAGCCCACCAUCUAGCCUUAGCGCUGCUUUACGAUAUGGAUGUUUAUCCAUAAGAAAGUUUCACUGGGAACUUUCAAAACUGUUUAUCAAACAAUUCGAAGGAGAUUUAUUACCUCAGUACAGCGUGACCAGCCAACUCAUUUGGAGAGAUUACUUUUACACUAUGUCUAUUGACAACAAGAACUUUGGCCAAAUGGAGGAUAACCCGGCAUGUAUUUCAAUACCUUGGAAUGAUGUAAAAAUUCCCGAAAAUAAAAAGAUGUUGGAAUGUUGGAAAGCCGGCAAAACUGGAUAUCCUUUCAUAGACGCCGGGAUGAGACAAUUGAUGCAGGAAGGAUGGGUUCAUCACGUAGUACGAAAUUCGUUGGCAUCUUUUUUGACGAGAGGCGAUCUCUGGAUUAGCUGGGUCGAAGGUUUGAAUCAUUUUAUGAAGUAUUUGCUGGAUGCUGAUUUUUCCGUUUGCGCUGGUAACUGGAUUUGGGUGUCAAGCUCUACGUUUGAACAGCUGUUGGACUGCCCUUUGUGUGUUUGCCCUGUCAGCUAUGGUUUAAGGCUCGAUCCAUCUGGCGAAUACAUUAAACGAUAUGUUCCUGAAUUAAAAAACAUGCCCGCCCAAUAUUUGUACGAACCAUGGAAGUGUCCCGAAUCAGUUCAAAAACAGGUGGGAUGCAUUAUUGGCAAGGACUACCCUAAUCGCAUUGUCGACCAUACAAUAGCAUCACGAGGAAACAGAAAGAAAAUGCUGGCAUUGCGUGUUUCGAUGACAAACGAUAACAUGCAGGUACCACAUUGCUGUCCUUCGGAUCGUGAAGAAGUUCAAAAAUUCAUGUACCUUCCUGAUGAAUGCAUCCAACAGUUGCUUCCUUUGGAAAACAACGAUAGCGAAGCGUAUGAUUUCUACAAAUGUCAUUGAAUCAUA
Myzus persicae (green peach aphid) is the source of this 2140-nucleotide messenger RNA. RefSeq names its product cryptochrome-1 (gene cry). The record is from RefSeq and is a predicted model, not a curated record. Gene Ontology annotation, biological process: circadian regulation of gene expression; entrainment of circadian clock by photoperiod. NCBI's taxonomy places the organism in Eukaryota, Metazoa, Arthropoda, Insecta, Hemiptera, Aphididae. The transcript is spliced from 11 exons. Bases 470 to 2134 code for a protein of 554 amino acids. Gene Ontology annotation, molecular function: FAD binding; DNA binding. Gene Ontology annotation, cellular component: cytoplasm; nucleus.